Molecule: messenger RNA, 609 nt
Organism: Polychytrium aggregatum
Lineage: Eukaryota; Fungi; Chytridiomycota; Chytridiomycetes; Polychytriales
Product: cytochrome c oxidase, subunit VA/VI
Exons: 2
Coding region: 55-516 (153 amino acids)
Biological process (GO): mitochondrial electron transport, cytochrome c to oxygen
Cellular component (GO): mitochondrial inner membrane
Source: RefSeq, a predicted model, not a curated record
CCCUCGUCUGAUCGCCGUUGGCUUUUGUCGCUCCGCUCAACCCAACCCACCACCAUGUUUGCUCGUCUCGCCGUCAGAAGGGCCGUCGCUGCCCCCUUGGCCCGCGCUGCUUUCGCCCGCCCCGCCCAGUUCGUCGCUACUCGCGGAUAUGCCUCGCACGAGCUCGACCCCCAGAACCAGAAGGACUACGACGGCUACGUCCAGAAGUGGGUCUCGCACUUUUCGACCUGCGAAGACGACUUUGAGCUCGAGCGCGGCCUGAACCACAUCUUCGCCGCCGAUUGGGUCCCCUCUGUCGAUGUCAUCACCGAGUCGCUCAAGGCCGCUCGCCGCCUCAACUCGUACGCCACUGCCGUCCGUGUUCUUGAGGCCCUCGAGGGCAAGGUUGAGUCCAAGAGCCAGUACAGCCAGUACAUCAGCGAGCUGAAGCCUCUCCUGGCCGAGCUUGGCGUUGAGGAGAAGAAAGACCUCGGUGCCUUCAAGAUCGUCCGCGAGUUCAGAUGGUUCAACGAGUAAAGCCGCCAUCCUCCCCCCAACACUGCCUCCUUGUUUGAAAACGACAAAUAUCAAAUAGAGUGACGCCUCACUCGCCGUUAAUUUCGCCUCCAA